AUGGAUUGUGCAAUAUCCCUGAGUACUACAACUCAACAGAUUCAACCAGAUUGCUACCACGAUCCUGACAUCUGUGCUGAGGACGAAUGGUGUAAUAUUGACGUCCAUGAUAGGUGGGGCCCGUGGGCGUUUGAUGAAAAUGGCACGACAUUCCUUGACAAUGAUAAUGGAUUGUGCAAUAUCCCUGAGUACUACAACUCCACAGAUCUGGAGGGUGAGAAAACACAUGGCCCCUGA
Sphaeroforma arctica JP610 is the source of this 237-nucleotide messenger RNA. RefSeq lists its product as hypothetical. NCBI's taxonomy places the organism in Eukaryota, Ichthyosporea, Ichthyophonida. Bases 1 to 237 code for a protein of 78 amino acids. The transcript has 2 exons. The record is from RefSeq and is a predicted model, not a curated record.